UGAUGCGGAGGACGGAGGAGCGACCCUGAAAUUAUGGGCUAAGCUACGGCUAGCCGCGUGGGACGGACGCUUUUCCACUUUCAAUGCAUCUAUCAGGAAAGAUGAUCCGUUGCUGCAGUUUAUGUCAAUGUAAUUGAUAGCCUUGCUCCGACCAGCUGAAUCACAACUCCAGGGAACGUGUGACUUGGUUCAUUCUUCCGUCGACAUCAACGCCAAGGCCUGGCGGCUUCGGAGUCGCCUCCCCCGGCGGCUCUUCCCGCCGGCCGAGCCCGCGUCCGGGGCGUGAUGUAAAGUCGUCGCAACCACUCGACAGCCAGUGUGCCAGGCAUCGCCUUCACACACAUCCCCGCCUUCAUCAUCGUCCGGUGCACAUCGCCUGCUGCUUCAACGAUGGGCGCACUACUAUCGCUGCCGCUGCUGGCGAUCCCCAGCGUGGGCACGCUCAUGACCUUUGCCGCAUCAUGCUGUGGCGCCGCAACAUGCUCCGCCGUCUGCUCAGCCUGCGGUAAAUGCAACAAUAGCGUCGCCACUCGAAUCGCCUACGCUCUCAUACUGCUCAUCAACUCGCUGAUAUCAUGGCUCAUGCUCACGGAUUGGGCGGUUACGAAACUGCAGGGAGUCCUCCUCGACUACGUGACAAUCGACUGUGCGGGGAAACAAUGCUUUGGCUUCGCUGCGGUACACCGCGUCAACUUUGCACUCGGCCUCCUCCAUGCCCUCUUGGCCGUGCUAUUGAUUGGCGUGAACACUUCCAAGGACAAACGUGCUCCAAUUCAGAAUGGCUUCUGGGGCCCAAAGAUUGUCAUCUGGCUCGCCCUGAUCGUUGGCACCUUCUUCAUUCCCAACAGCUUCUAUGAGAUGUGGGGGAAUUACGUCGCACUGGUCGGCGCCAUCCUCUUCCUGCUUCUCGGCCUGGUGUUGCUCGUGGAUCUGGCGCACACCUUUGCCGAGUAUUGCAUUGAGAAGAUCGAGGACACCGACUCCCGCCUCUGGCGCGGCAUCUUGGUUGGCUCCACCCUGACAAUGUACCUGGGCAGCUUGGCCAUGACCAUUGUCAUGUACAUCUUCUUUGCGUCUUCUGGCUGUUCCAUGAACCAGUCUGCGAUUACGAUCAACCUACUCUUCCUCAUUGGAACCAGCGUGUUGUCAAUCCAUCCCGCGAUCCAAGCAUCGAAUCCCCGAGCUGGCCUGGCUCAGGCAGCCACGGUGUCCAUCUACUGCACGUAUCUCACCAUGAGCGCAGUUGCAAUGGAGCCCGACGACCAGCAUUGCAAUCCUCUCGUCCGCGCCACAGGUACGCGCACGGCCAGCAUCGUGCUGGGAGCGGUCGUGACGUUCCUCACGUGCGCAUACACCACCACACGUGCGGCCACUUACGGUCUUGCCAUGGGCUCCAGUCAGCCAGGAUACGGCCAACUCCCAACAGAGGAGUACGGCGGUCAUGGUCUGGUCGAUACCCAGCCGGCGAGUCGGAGGGAGAUGCGGCAAGAAGCGCUCCGUCGCGCCGUGGAAUCUGGCGCUCUGCCCGCGUCGGCCUUGGACGACAGCGACGAUGACGACGACGAGGACUCCCCGGCACACAAGAACGACGAUGAAAAGAACCGGACACAGUAUAACUACGCUGUGUUCCACAUCAUCUUCAUGCUUGCCACCGCCUGGAUUGCAACGCUGUUGACCCAAAGCAUUGUCGGAGAGCAUAACAGCGAGGAGAAGUUCGUCCCGGUGGGCAGGACGUAUUGGGCGAGUUGGGUGAAGAUUGUGAGUGCGUGGGUGUGCUAUGGCAUCUUUGGCUGGACGUUGGCCGCGCCGGCAUUGAUGCCCGAUCGAUUUGACUACUCAUAGUGGGUGUGGUGCCACGUUUUCAUAGGUUGAGUAGCGCGGAAUUCGAUUCAUG
Neohortaea acidophila is the source of this 1894-nucleotide messenger RNA. RefSeq names its product serine incorporator/TMS membrane protein. The record is from RefSeq and is a predicted model, not a curated record. Gene Ontology annotation, cellular component: membrane. The coding region runs from base 391 to 1842 and encodes 483 amino acids. NCBI's taxonomy places the organism in Eukaryota, Fungi, Ascomycota, Dothideomycetes, Mycosphaerellales, Teratosphaeriaceae. The transcript is spliced from 5 exons.